Molecule: messenger RNA, 1524 nt
Organism: Hypoxylon trugodes
Lineage: Eukaryota; Fungi; Ascomycota; Sordariomycetes; Xylariales; Hypoxylaceae
Exons: 4
Coding region: 90-1196 (368 amino acids)
Biological process (GO): maturation of LSU-rRNA from tricistronic rRNA transcript (SSU-rRNA, 5.8S rRNA, LSU-rRNA)
Cellular component (GO): nucleolus
Molecular function (GO): RNA binding
Source: RefSeq, a predicted model, not a curated record
CAAAAGAAAAAAAAAAAGUUCUUGAUCUGGACCAGGUUGUUAAGGAAUAAGGAACACACAUUAAUUACACAUCAGAAAAUACCUUGAAAAUGGCUCCAGAACUUAGGAAAAGGAAACCAAAGGAAGCUACCAUACCGGCUGCGAAGCCUGCUUCAAAAGCCAAGGUCGAUGCUCCAGCUUCCAAGCGAAAAGCGGCCGAGGAUGCGAGCCCAGUCGCAGCUAAGAAAUCUAAGCCGACAAAAGACGACACCCGAUCCAAAAAGGCGAAAGCCGACCGAUCGACAGAGACGAGGCCCACCAAAAGCGCACGAUCCAAGAAAGUGAGCGAGAAGGUUGAGGAAGAAGCGAAUGGGGAAGAUGAAGAUGCGCAACCACCCAAUGACGAGCAGGACAACGCUCAAGCUCUAGCAAAGAUCAUUGACAGCGACGAUGAGGAUGAGGCUGUAGUAGAUGCCGAUGUCAUAUUUCAGGAAGGGCAGGAUGUAGGCGAAAUCCCGCAAACAUCCAAGAAGCUAUUGAAGUCUUCCAAAUCGGAAGAUGACGAGCGUGGCGUUGUCUACGUCGGCCGCCUACCUCACGGUUUCUACGAGCACGAGAUGCGCUCUUACUUUUCCCAAUUUGGUAAAAUUGAGAAAUUGCGAAUGUCGAGGAACAAGAAGACAGGAGCGAGCAAACACUUCGCAUUUAUCGAGUUCGCCGAGGCGCCAGUGGCAGAGAUCGUCGCGAAGACGAUGGAUAACUAUCUACUAUUUGGUCGGGUACUGAAAGUGAAGAUUGUUCCUAAGUCGCAAGUCCACGAGGAUCUCUGGAAGGGCUCGAACAAACGCUUCAAGAAGGUGCCGUGGAACAAGAUGGCUGGUAAUCAAUUGAAGAAGCCGUUGUCGGAAUCUACGUGGACGCAGAAGAUCACGAAGGAAGAGAAGAAGCGCAACGAACGAGCAAAGAAAUUGGCGGAUAUGGGGUACGAAUUCGAAGCACCCCAGAUCAAGUCUGUUGACGAAGUGACAAGAGACGCUCCCGCGCUCGAGUAUGCUGAAGAGACGCCGAAAGCUAUUGAAGCGGCACCCGAAGCCCCCGCAGCUGAAGAAGAAGCGAAGGAGUCAGCCGUCGAGGUACCUACCAAGGCAAGCAAACAAGAUACUACCAAGACCACUAAAAAGGGGAGGAAAUCAAAGGCGAAGAAGGCGGCUGCAUAAUGGGUUUCAGGCGUUUCUUUAAUGGUUUAUAAUCAAUUGACGAUACUUCCUCUAUUCAAAGAGGCCCCUAACUUGAUCGUCGAGUUUAUGAAUCGUGCGCAAUGUUAGUGAUGCUAGCUUAAGCCCACUAUUUCCUGCUUCUACUAGGCAUUAGUUCACGUAAAUAUUCGUUAUGUCUGCACAUAGCGAACCCGUUGUACUCGUAGAAUAAUUCAAGCAGACAAUGGGAUUAUAAAGGGCAAUUGUCAUUCUACUUCAACCGGAUGAAUGAACCAACCAUUUAAGCUUCAUAAAUUAGCCUAGGUAGCUUCGAUUUUGAAAAGAUCCA